GUUCACAGCUCACCUUGCUUUGUACUUUACUGCAUAUCCUAGACUCAGCUCCUCUCACUCUUUUCGCUUUCUUCAGAUGUUUUUAUCGCAUAUAUACAGAUACAUUGGUGUCUUGCAGAAUUAGACUCUGCAUUGUAUUUGCUCCCUUGGUUCCCGCAUUUCACAUCUCGCGCUCGACUCCUCCCUUGGUCCAAGCUGCCACCCUUUCCGCCUACUCAUGCCAAUCAUUUCCCUUCCCAAUGAAUGAGGGUUUUCGCAUAUGAUUGCUAUCAGCAACACCUGAGACGACUCAAUUGCACUUGAGCAUGGCAACAGUCACCAAAACUACCGCCACAAUGCAUACUGGGCGAUCAAAUAAAGGCCACCGGCGCAAUAAAUCCGGGCCUCGCGCCAACGGAAGCUCGGGCCGGAUGCUGAACGAUUCGGCCAUGACUUCAGCUCGACAAAAUUCAACUCAGACGAAUAAGAAAUAUAGACAUUUCGCGGCAGUUCACUCAAAGCUAAAAACAUCAUGUCUAAGCGCCGACGCUGAGGCUUCUCCAAGUUUUCUGGGCUUUCGAAACCUCAUGGUCAUUGUGUUGGUUGUUUCAAACUUGCGCCUGAUGAUCGAGAACUUUAUGAAGUACGGUGUUUUGAUUUGCCUUCGAUGCCACGACUAUAGACGACAAGACCUUUUACUCGGCGCAAUUCUGUACGCUCUCGUGCCGUGCCACUUAUUCGUGGCCUAUAUCAUUGAACUGGUCGCUGCACACAAGGCCAAGGGCGCCAUUGGCCGAAGCAAGAAGACGGAGGAUACCAAUCAGAGUUCUGAGGCUCGACAAGAGUCAGAUCGCCGGGAAUUUCAAUCCGCUUGGAUCCUGAUUGCCUUUGCUCAUGGUCUCAACGCGUCGCUCUGCCUUUUAGGAACCACAGUGGUGGUCUACUACUACGUUCAUCAUCCUCUCAUUGGUACCAUCUGUGAGAUGCAUGCGAUCAUCGUCUGGCUAAAGAAUUGCUCCUAUGCGUUUACCAACCGUGAUUUGAGGCAUGCUAUGCUCCAUCCUCACCAAUCCUCUACUCUGCCAGAGAUAUACUCGGAAUGCCCGUAUCCGCGCAACAUUACCGUUCGCAAUUUGACAUAUUUCUGGUGGGCGCCUACGCUCGUCUAUCAACCAGUUUAUCCACGCACAGCGCGUAUCCGGUGGACAUUUGUCGUGAAACGCGUUUCCGAAAUGGCCGGUCUGAGUAUGUUCAUUUGGAUUGCUUCUGCGCAAUAUGCGGCACCAGUGCUUCGAAACUCGCUUGACAAGAUGGCGUCUUUGGACAUUACUUCCAUUCUCGAGCGAUUGAUGAAGCUGUCAACCAUCUCUUUGGUUAUUUGGUUAGCCGGAUUCUUUGCACUUUUCCAAUCGUUCUUAAACGCCCUUGCCGAGGUUAUGCGGUUUGGUGACCGCGAGUUCUACACUGAGUGGUGGAAUAGCCCGAGUGUAGGAACAUACUGGCGGACAUGGAAUCGUCCGGUUUACCAUUUUAUGAAGAGACACAUAUUUGUGCCGCUCAUGGGUCGUGGCUGGAAUGCGCAGGCGGCCAGCGCCAUUGUAUUCAUUUUCUCGGGGGUGUUGCACGAACUGCUCGUGGGCAUUCCAACCCAUAAUCUCAUUGGAGUUGCAUUUGUGGGGAUGAUCUUUCAGCUGCCUCUAAUUGCGGUCACGUUGCCGCUUGAGAGGAUGCAGGGAAAGAAUGGCAAGAUCAUUGGCAACGUCAUUUUCUGGGUCAGCUUCUGCCUUGUGGGACAGCCCCUCGCUGCACUCUUGUACUUUUUUGCAUGGCAGGCCAAGUAUGGAAGCGUCAGCCGACCGCAAGCUGUGCCUUCAUGACAUAUUCUCACAGCAAUUGGAAUGUCCUUUUCGUUUGCCAUGCGAUUACGUCGGUCUAUUAGGAGUGGGCCCACGCACUACAACAUUGCGAACAAGACUUUUGAUGAUUUGAGCAGCAUUGUGAGCGAAACGGAUCUGAUACGCUCCUCUUGGAAUCGACAGAAAAAUUGGUAAGUAUAAUAAUAACCAUGAACGCACAUAGUUUUAGAUAAGAUGCAUAUACGAAUGAAACGACUUUUUUGCGGGCAA
This is a messenger RNA of Xylona heveae TC161, 2105 nucleotides long. Its product is annotated as putative diacylglycerol O-acyltransferase. Gene Ontology annotation, cellular component: endoplasmic reticulum membrane. Bases 306 to 1856 code for a protein of 516 amino acids. The record is from RefSeq and is a predicted model, not a curated record. NCBI's taxonomy places the organism in Eukaryota, Fungi, Ascomycota, Xylonomycetes, Xylonales, Xylonaceae. Gene Ontology annotation, molecular function: diacylglycerol O-acyltransferase activity. Gene Ontology annotation, biological process: triglyceride biosynthetic process. The transcript is spliced from 4 exons.